Molecule: messenger RNA, 1900 nt
Organism: Coccidioides posadasii C735 delta SOWgp
Lineage: Eukaryota; Fungi; Ascomycota; Eurotiomycetes; Onygenales; Onygenaceae
Gene: CCT1
Product: T-complex protein 1 subunit alpha
Biological process (GO): protein folding
Cellular component (GO): chaperonin-containing T-complex
Molecular function (GO): ATP binding; ATP hydrolysis activity; ATP-dependent protein folding chaperone
Source: RefSeq, a predicted model, not a curated record
AAGAGGGAGCUUUCAUCGUUGACAGCAACCGCUUCCUUCUUCCAAUUCGAACAACAUGGCGGCCAUCUUUGAGCAGUCUCGGAAUUCCGGCACCCUCUUUCUUGGAGGCCAGAAACUCAGUGGACAAGAUAUCCGUGACCAGAAUGUCCUUGCAACCCAGGCUAUUGCCAAUGUCGUGAAGAGCUCCUUCGGCCCCUCCGGCCUCGAUAAGAUGUUGGUGGACGAUAUAGGUGAUGUUACUGUGACAAACGAUGGAGCGACAAUUUUAAGUCUGCUGGACGUGGAACACCCAGCUGGAAAGAUCUUGGUGGACCUCGCUCAACAACAGGAUAAGGAGGUUGGUGAUGGGACGACGUCUGUCGUUCUCAUUGCUGCAGAGCUCCUUCGCCGGGCAAAUGAAUUGAUGAAAAACCGGAUACACCCAACAACAAUUAUUACUGGAUACAGGCUAGCGCUACGCGAGGCAGUGAAAUAUAUGAACGAGAAUAUUAGUACAAAGGUUGAUAAUCUUGGCAGAGACAGCUUGAUAAACAUCGCGAAAACAUCCAUGUCGAGCAAGAUCAUUGGCUCUGACGCUGAUUUCUUUGCCAAUAUGGUCGUCGAUGCCAUGUUAUCCGUCAAGACAACAACGCCGACGAACGAAGUAAAGUACCCUGUCAAAGCUGUGAACCUGCUCAAGGCACAUGGAAAGAGCGCGACAGAAUCCAUUCUAGUCAACGGCUAUGCAUUAAAUUGCACCAUCGCUUCCCAGGCCAUGCCUACUCGUAUUACUGAUGCGAAAAUCGCUUGUCUUGAUAUGAACUUGCAAAAGGAGAGAAUGAAGCUUGGCGUCCACAUCACUGUGGAUGACCCUACGCAACUGGAGAAGAUUCGCGAACGGGAAUCUGGCAUCGUCCUUGAGCGUGUGGAAAUGAUUCUAAAAGCCGGUGCUAAUGUAAUCCUAACGACGAAGGGUAUCGACGAUCUAUGCCUUAAGAUGUUUGUCGAGAAAGGUGCGAUGGCAGUGAGAAGAUGUAAAAAGGAGGAUUUGCGGCGUAUCGCGAAAGCCACAGGUGCCACCCUACUUAGCACCCUGUCGGAUCUCAAUGGUGACGAAAAGUUUGAGCCGUCAAGUUUAGGACGUGCCGAUGAGGUCGUCCAGGAGAGGAUUUCCGACGAUGAGUGCAUCCUAAUCAAAGGCACAAAGGCACACACUUCGGCGUCAAUUAUCCUUCGUGGAUCAAACGAUUUCCAGCUCGACGAAAUGGAAAGAUCGGUCCAUGACUCACUUUGCGCUGUCAAGAGAACUCUUGAAAGUGGAAGUAUUGUCCCUGGAGGUGGUGCUGUAGAGACGGCACUUCACAUUUAUCUUGAGUAUUUCGCGCUCACAGUGAAUUCGCGAGAGCAACAGGCCAUCGGCGAAUUCGCCCAAUCUCUACUUAUCAUCCCCAAAACCCUCUGUGUCAACGCGGCCAAGGAUGCCAUCGAACUAAUUUCUCAACUUCGCCGCCGGCACGCCAUCUCCCAGUCUCGUGAUGAGGACAAAGCUACCGAAGAAGAAAAGGCCCUUGCGAAACGCAAGGCCUAUCAGAAUUAUGGCCUUGAUUUAAUGAAGGGCAAGGUUGCCGAUUCCCUUAAAGCCGGUGUCUUGGAGCCGAGCAUGAGCAAGAUUAAACAAUUAAAGAGUGCGGUGGAGGCAUGCAUUGCCAUUAUGAGGAUUGAUACCUUGAUCAAGUUGGAUCCCGAGCAAAAGGCUGAGGAUGAUGGACAUGGCCAUUAAAAAUCUUGUUAUGGUCUCUCUUUAGAAAAUUAUAUGGGAAUUAUGUGGGAAUCCACUGAAAUGGAAAAAUUAUCUUGUACCUGCCCGAUUUCAUCUGAUCGCCUGUCCUAAAGAUAGUUCUAUAUGUAAGGUUCAUGCGUG